AUGGAUCAUAUGAAGAAGAGGAUUGGAGAAGGUGAGGCGACAUUGUAUGGCCUUGGAUGUUUGUUGCGGCAGAUGGGUGAGUAUGAGAAGGCUGAGACAUGUAUUGAACGACGACUUGUUGAACUGCCACAGAAUGAUCCAGAAGAGGCACAAUGUUACCAUGCACUUGGCGUGAUUGCUAUAGACAAAGCCGAUUACACAUUGUCUCUUGAACAUCACAACAGAUCACUCACACUCAAACUGCACACACUAGCACCAGACCAUACAAAUAUUGGGUAUAGUUACAACAGCUUUGGUGAAGUUCAUCGAAAAAUGGGUGAUAAUAGAUCAGCACUGCAGAACUAUGAGAAAGCCUUAUCAAUAUGGUUGAAGUGCUAUGGUGAAAAUCAUGAACUUGUUGCUGGUAUCUACAACAACUAA
This is a messenger RNA of Didymodactylos carnosus, 420 nucleotides long. NCBI's taxonomy places the organism in Eukaryota, Metazoa, Rotifera, Eurotatoria, Philodinida, Philodinidae. The record is from the annotation of a GenBank genome assembly.